AUCGGUCCCACCGGAACACUCUGACCCCGACUGGGUGGAAGAAAGGUUCCGCAUUGACAGGAAGAAGCUGGAGACCAUGCUUUACACCCCCAAGGAUGGGAAUGGACUGACUGGAGAAGAGUUCUUUGAAAAGGUGAUGAAAGAAACUAACACCCAGGUGAAAUGGCCGUCCAAACUCAAAAUUGGAGCAAAGUCAAGGAAAGAUCCCCAUGUUAAAGUCGAGGGGAAGAAAGAAAAUGUGCAACUGGCCAAAAAGAAGAUUCUGGAAUUGCUGGAGACAAAGGUCAACAAGGUCACCCUCAAGAUGGAUGUCACUCACACCGAACACUCGCACGUGAUUGGCAAGGGGGGCGGGAACAUAAAGAAAGUGAUGGAAGUCACCUUGUGUCACAUCCACUUCCCCGACUCCAACCGCCACAAUGCCACGGGGGACAAGAGCAAUCAGGUGUCUAUUGCUGGACCAGUCGAGGGAGUGGAGGAGGCAAGGAGAAGAAUACGUGAUCUGCAGCCACUGGUUCUGACCUUUGACCUUCCGGCUGGCCUGGUAACGGGGGCGUUACCGGAUGCAGGUUCUCCGGUCAUCCAGCACGUGGCCCAGGCGUUUGGCGUGAGCAUCAGCUUCAGGGCCCAGCCCAAACUCUACUGCAGCAGCUGUGUGGUGCGCGGACUACAUGGAAACAGCACGGCUGUCAAGAAAGCCACCUGCGUGCUGAUGGAGCUGCUGCUGGGUCCUGAUGCUGCGGUCGGCGGGGCGACGGCGGCGGGGGCUCUGGUGAGCACACAGCUGGACGUGACAUCCCAGCAGCACCUCUUCCUGCUGGGCCAGAAUGGGGCCAACUUCCUGAGCGUCAUGCACCAGACACAGACCCAGAUCGUGCUGCCCGACCUCAGCGCCCCGCAGAGCAGCCCCUCGCUGCUGAUCCAGGGCACCGCCGACGGGGUCUGCCUGGCACGGCAGCAGCUCAUGGACUGCCUGCCGGUGUGCCUGAUGUUCGACAUGAGGGAGGAGGGGGAGUCGGACCCGAGGAAGCUGGCCCAGAUGAUGCAGAGUCUUGGAGUCUUCAUCAGCGUCAAGCCCAAAGUCAAGCAGACUGCCAAGUCGGUGGUGGUGAAAGGCCUGGAGAGGAACAUAGCCAGCGUGUACGAGGCCAGGCGUUUGCUGCUGGGGCUGGAUGGGUCUGAUGGCUGUGGGACGACCGGCACCAAGCCUCCUCCCACGUGUGACCCUCUGAUGACUGGCAACGGGCUGGCCAGCUACUGGCUCAACAUGCUCAUGCAACAGCUGCGCCUGAACGACACCGGUGUGAUUUGCCCUCCUGAUGCUGGGAUUAGCUCGUUGCUGUCAACUAAGCCCCGCCCUUCACCCCCACCGGGUCUUACCUCACCCAAUGAGGAGGGCUGGGUGGCUCCGUUGAGAGGAAAUGACUCCAAACUGGAGAAGAUUCCAGAGAAUGAGGACCAGCCUGUGUCGACCGAAGGCCAAGAAGCAGGCCACCAACAGAGCUCAUUAGAGGCCAUGGAGGUCAUGGAAAUGCCAGUGAAGAACACCACAGUGCCAGUGAAGACCAACGUGCCAGUUAAGACCACACUGCCAUUGAAGACCACAGUAUUGCCAAUGAGAAGAGGCAGCUUGUCAGAGCUGUCUGUCAAGACUAAACCAUCAGCCAGAAGAGCCAGUCUAUCAGAUCUAUGCAGAGACACAAUCCAAGAGGGUGGGGAGGCAAUCACAACCACAUUCUCAUCGUCAAGGCUUCUGAAAGCAGACAUGGAGCUUGUGAACAGGAGAUAUGACAGGAGAUGCAGCCUGAGAUUCGUGCCAUCGUUGGAGACCUGCUCUGAUGCCAACAAGGAUGAGGAUGAAUACCACGACUAUGAGAGGAAGAAACAGCUAGCAAACCAAGCCAUGCAGAAGAAGCCGGUGGUGACGGAGGUGCGAACCCCCACAGACUCCUGGAGUGGGCUGGGCUUCUCCAAGUCCAUGCCGGCCGAGGCCAUCAAGGAACUGCGCUCCGUCGGACGCCGCUGCUACCGCUCAUACCUGGACAACCAACUGGGCAACCAACAGACAUCGUGGACACAGGCCAGUAUGAAGGAUCGGAUGUGUAACGGCAGCGACUCGGAGAACUGGAGAGACCGAAGAGGCUCGGCAUCCGCACUGCCAUCUUCCUCCUCCGCCUCCUCCUCCCCCUCCUCUUCCUCGCCUCCCUACUCCUCCUCCGCUACCUCCUGCUCAAUGUUUGGAUCCUCAGCAAGCAGAGGGCAUACAGAUAAAUGUGCCGAGGGCAGCUUGACCUGCAUGAACCCCUUCGAGGUCAUGUCUUCAGCGGGCAGGCAGGGGGCGGGUGGAGCCUCGGGGCUCUUCCCAGAGCCGGACGAUGACCUGCCAGAGCUCCUGAGUCAGCUGGGCCUGGGGAAGUACAUCGACACCUUUCAAGAACAAGAGAUUGACUUCCAGACGUUCCUGACCCUGUCAGACGAGGACUUGAAGGAGGUGGGAGUGCUGACGUUUGGAGCCCGGAGGAAGAUGCUGCUCGCCAUCACAGACUUGAACAAAAGAAAAAGCAAAGGGCCGGAUACAGGAUAUCUGGAGGGCGGGGCCAGUGGGAGACUCCCACGAAUCGUGGACGUGGAUAUAGCGGCACAGAGCAACCAUUGGUGAUUGGGAGCUGUCAGUCGUUGGGAUCCAGGACUUCUUAUAACAUACACAUGCUACGUGUAUGACAAACACCACAUAUUUUUAUGUGUCAUACAACAACUUUACCCGGUUCUCAGAGUGCAAAUGUCUGAAACGAAACUGAAGACACAGAAGUUGAUUUUGACUUUGAUUUGGACCUUGAUGUUUUCUUUGAAAUCAAAUCCUUUUUUAGUUAUGGAUUUUACGACAAAAGGGCAUGUAUUUUCUCUGAAGACAUAAAUUAUGUACAGAUAUUCUCUUAAAUCUUUUUAAUGUGUGUAAUCUUUUUAUAAAGCAUGCAAGCUUUCUUCUUCA
Molecule: messenger RNA, 2989 nt
Organism: Engraulis encrasicolus (European anchovy)
Lineage: Eukaryota; Metazoa; Chordata; Actinopteri; Clupeiformes; Engraulidae
Gene: bicc2
Product: bicaudal C homolog 2
Exons: 19
Coding region: 77-2659 (860 amino acids)
Cellular component (GO): cytoplasm
Molecular function (GO): RNA binding; protein binding
Source: RefSeq, a predicted model, not a curated record